Ictalurus punctatus (channel catfish) is the source of this 3763-nucleotide messenger RNA. Its product is annotated as phosphofurin acidic cluster sorting protein 1. NCBI's taxonomy places the organism in Eukaryota, Metazoa, Chordata, Actinopteri, Siluriformes, Ictaluridae. Bases 333 to 3044 code for a protein of 903 amino acids. Gene Ontology annotation, biological process: protein localization to plasma membrane. The record is from RefSeq and is a predicted model, not a curated record. Gene Ontology annotation, molecular function: transmembrane transporter binding. The transcript is spliced from 24 exons.
UCUCUUUGCUUGUGCACGAUAGGUCGCGUGCGUCUUUAACAGGGGGCGUGUCUCUCUCGCUCUCUCUCUCUCCCUCUCUAUCUCUCUCACUCUGAGAGAAAUUUCCGCUUCCUGCACCCACAAACCCUCCGCACUGUGUCGCGCAAACACUCCCAGCCAGGCGAACACACACACACACACACAUACACACACACAUAUCCGCUUUUACUCCAUUAUCCCGCGUGUUGCGGGUGGCUCUGCUCGCCCUGCAGGACAUAUUUCUGGAGCUGAAACACACACACACACACACAGGAACCCGGCCCAGGUGUCCAGCGGCUCGGCUGUAGAGCAGCAUGUCGGAGCGCGGAGGAGGGCUGCCGAGGAGCGGAGGCGCUCCGUGUCCGUCUCCGCAGCCCUCCAAGCCGGUGGCGAUCGCCUCCAACCGCCCGGUGCACAUGAACCUGUACGCGACCUGGGAGGUGGACCGCUCCUCUCCGAGCUGCGUGCCCAGACUGUUUAAUCUGACGCUGAAGAAGCUGGUCAUGCUGAAGGAGCUGGAUAAAGAUUUGACGUCUGUGGUCAUCGCGGUUAAACUGCAGGGGUCGAAGAGAAUUCUCCGCUCCAACGAGAUCUUGCUGUCCUCAGCGGGACUGACGGAAACGGACCUGCAGCUCACGUUCUCUCUGCAGUAUCCUCAUUUCCUGAAGCGUGAUGCCAACAAACUCCAGAUCAUGCUGCAGAGGAGGAAGCGCUACAAGAACCGCACCAUCCUGGGAUACAAGACCCUGGCACUGGGCCUCAUCAACAUGGCCGAGGUGAUGCAGCACCCUACAGAAGGAGCUCAGGUUCUGGGAUUACACAGUCAGCUGAAGGACGCGUCGGUUCCUGUGGCCGAGGUGCGAGUUUACUCUCUCUCCAGCCAACCCAUCGACCCCGAGGGACCCAAAGCCAAGAUGAACGAUCGUUCUCCAGACAUCGACAACUACUCCGAGGAGGAGGAAGAGAGCUACUCAUCAGAGCAGGAGGGGAGUGAUGAUCCGGUUCAUGGACAGGAUCUGUAUGACGAUGAUGACGAGGUGAGAAAGAAGAAACCUCGACGCAAACUGGCAUCCGGGGCUGCCAUCACUCGACAACCCAACAUCAAGCAGAAGUUUGUGGCCCUGCUGAAGAGGUUUAAAGUUUCAGACGAGGUCGGUUUCGGGUUGGAGCACGUCUCACGAGAGCAGAUCCAGGAGGUGGAGGAGGACCUGGACGAGCUCUAUGACAGCCUGGAGAUGUACAACCCGAGUGACAGCGGUCCAGAGAUGGAGGAGACCGACAGCAUCCUGAGCACACCCAAACCUAAACUCAGGCCGUUCUUCGAGGGAAUGUCGCAGUCCAGCUCUCAGACGGAAAUCGGCAGCCUGAACAGCAAAGGAAGUCUGACCCGAGACCCCUUCAGCCCGGGGGAGCAGCCUCCGUCCGACAAGCUGAAACACUCACGCAGCCGCAACCUGGACGAGACCACGCCCGAGCCGGACAUUUCAGAGGUGAACGAUCAGGAGCUGUUCCAGGAAGUGGCACCCUCCAUUACUGUGUCUGUGGCUGAGAAACCACGUACACCACUGAAGACCAGCAAGAGUGAGGGGCAAACCAUGCCUUCUCCUAGGUUGGAUGGGACACACACACCCCGGCAGAAACGCAGCACUCCGAUGAAAGAGAGGCAGCUCUCCAAGCCGCUGAGUGAACGAACCAACAGCUCAGACAGCGAGAGGUCACCUGAACUAGGACACAGUACACAGGUCCUAAGGAAAGCUGUGUAUGAUCAGUUGAAUCAGAUUUUGUUGUCUGAUGCGGCGUUACCUGAGAGCCUCAUCCUUGUUAAUGGCACCGACUGGCAAGGCCAGUAUGUAGCAGAGCAGUUACAGGUUCAGAAACACCCGGUGGUGUGUACGUGUUCAUCAGCAGAAAUUCAGGCUGUUCUCUCAGCUGUGCUGACGCGCAUCCAGAAAUUCUGUAACUGUAACUCGUCCAUGCCGCGGCCCGUGAAGGUGGCAGUAGUCGGAGCGCAGAGUUAUCUGGGUGCCAUCCUGCAGUUCUUCGUCAGUCAGUUGGCUAAUAAGACGUCGGAUUGGCUGAACCACAUGCGCUUCCUGGUAGUUCCUCUGGGUUCCCACCCUGUUGCUAAGCACCUGGGUGCCCUUGACAACCGCUACAGUUCAGUUUUCCUAGAUGGAGCCUGGAGAGAGCUGUUCAGUCGCCCAGAACCUCCACAGUCAGACGUGCUGGACGUAGCAGGUCAUAUCGCUCAGUAUAUCAGCGGCGCGUCUCUCACCCAUCAGCUCCCCAUCGCCGAGGCCAUGCUGACCUGCAAACACAGGACGCGAGAGGAGGAUUCCUAUCAGAAGUUUAUCCCGUUUAUUGGCGUUGUGAAAGUGGGGCUGAUUGAGCCGGGUCAAUCGUCUGCAGGCGACGCCGAAGAGAGCGUGUCCGUGAAUCUGGCCGUCCCCUCGACGUCUCCGCCUACUCACGGCUCUCCCGCCAGUCUUAAAGAGACGGCCACGCCCCCUUCCUCACCGUCUAUGGGUGCUGUUUUGGCUGUACAGGGGAGCCCCAGCAUGUCUCACGGCGUGGACGCUAUCGGUCUGCAGGUGGACUACUGGCUGGCGUCUCUGGCCGAGAAGCGGCGUGAGGGCGAGAGGAGAGACACGGGCUGUAAGAACACUCUGAAGAGCGCCUUCAGAUCCCUGCAGGUCAGCCGUCUGCCUGGCGCGAGCGUCAGCGAUCCCCACGCGCCCGUCAGCACCAUGUCCAUGACCGUGGUCACCAAAGAGAAGAACAAGAAAGUGCCCACCAUUUUCCUGGGGAAGAAGCCCAAAGAGAAGGAGGUGGACUCUAAGAGUCAGGUGAUCGAGGGCAUCAGUCGACUCAUCUGCUCAGCCAAGCAGCAGCAGACCAUCCUGAAAGUGUCCAUCGAUGGUGUGGAAUGGAACGACGUGAAGUUCUUCCAGCUCGCGGCUCAGUGGCCGACGCACGUGAAGUACCUCCCAGUCGGACUGUUUGGUUACAGCAAACCUCCCUCCUAGGAACCGCCCACUCAUCCUCUAGCCCCGCCCCUUCACCCCAUUGCACACAGCUGUAGCAGGGCUGUAGGAGGGAACCUGCCUAAAUGUUCAUAUCCUUUCAGAGAGGAGGAGUGUGGGCUCGCGGGUGGGACGUGUGGGACGUGUGGGAGUGGCUCAGACGGACUUCAUACGGCGCUAGUCACUUUUAUUUCCAGAAAGGUCCUCAAGCAGCAGUAGUGUUGGACGAGCACAAAAAGGCAGACACCUUCAGUCUACCAACAUUCAUAUACUUGUUACAGAGCAUGACGAAAAUCGAGCAAUCUAAAAUACGACCCCCCUCACAUGACCUUUGACCUAAAUGAUCAGCCCCAAAUGUCAGAGUUUUAACAGAACCAGCGACCGGUGUUAACCUCUGAUCAUGCAUGUUUUAAACUACAUCACCCACAAUCCACUAGGAGAAUUCAUUGUUGUUCCAUUGUUAUUAUGCAACUGAUGUACUUGUGCAUGUAUUAAGCUGAGCGAGGCGUGCAGCUACAGUUAGCCACUCGACGCUAUGCCUUUUUCACAUCAGUUCAGCCUAGAAGCUUAGGAUUAGCAGUGAAGUGGUUGCUGUGUUCAUGGACUCUGUGAGUUUUCACUUAUUUUGUACAUACUUUAGGCUUUUGUGUCUCAGCUUUCAGUUAAUUAUGAGUAAUUACAAAAGUGGCCUUUCUUUUUUUUUUUUUUUUUUUUUUUUUUUU